AUGUCUUCCUCAUUCCUAUGGUGGCGCUACAUUCUUCUACUGUCAUGCCAGCUCUACCCCCAAGUGUACUCCCGUGCUGUGUUCGCUCAUUUCAUGGUUUCAAAUACUGCCGGAUAUGAAGUUUCGGACUGGGAAAAUGAGAUUCAGCUCGCGCAGGAUGCUCACAUUGACGCAUUCGCGUUGAAUAUCGCAACCGGAGAAGACACCACCUCCACUUCCAUGCCCAAUGCUUUUUUGGCGGCUCAAAACCUCAAAUUCUCCCUUUUCUUCUCGUUCGAUUAUGCGGGAAAUGGAGCAUGGGACAAAGACGACGUGCUGGAUCUCUUGAAGCAAUACGUCUCCGACGACGCCUACUACCUCCAUGGCGCAGAUCCGUUAGUCUCGACAUUUGAGGGACCCGACCAUGCCGAUGACUGGGUGUAUAUCAAAUCAGAGACGUCGCUCUUCUUUGUUCCAGAUUGGUCCUCAGUUGGGGCAAAGCCUGCCAUGGCCUUGGGAGAUGGCGUUGCAGAUGGGCUGUUUAGCUGGGCUGCGUGGCCAAAUGGACCCAAUGAUAUGAACACCUACGUUGACGCUUCUGACAUGCAAUACCUGGACAAGAAACCCUACAUGAUGCCAAUUUCACCAUGGUUCUUCACAAACAUGCCUGGGUACGAUAAGAACUGGGUCUGGCGUGGCGAUGAUCUUUGGUAUACGCGGUGGGAGCAAGCGCUCUACCUUGUCCCAGAAUUUAUCGAAAUCCAUUUCUUGGAACGACUUUGUGGAACCUCCCCUGACCUUGAAAAGGAGGUCUGCAUUGAGGGAUGGUGCAUGAGGGAUUUCAACGGGCUUUGUGGAUUUUCCAGCAGCUUGGGAUACUGUCCCGUUGGGGCGUACGUGUGCUCCAAGCUGGGGCCUCAGCCAACAUUACCCAAAUCUACAGGCACCGUUGGAUAUCCAGCCGCAGGCGAAAGCGCCAACUAUGCCGUCUCUCCCUCCACCCCUGAUACAUGUGUUGCGGGCACUGGAGGGGAUGAAUUUACUGGUCUAUGCAGCUUUGGCUGCAACUAUGGCUAUUGCCCCAUUUACAAUUGUACCUGUACUGCUACGGGUCCCUUGAUCAAGCCUCCUACCCAGAACACCUCUGUUGUUGGCUGGGCGCCAGAUAUCGAUGACAACGACGCGACCCCGGAAGAUGAUCCUUGUGGAGAUGCGGACGAUGACAGUGCGGAGUGGGCCGGCACUUUCCCUUGUGAUUUCAGCAUCAACUACUCCUCUCUCGAUGCACUGGAAGCAGACAUUGACAACUUGGAUCCUUACUGCAUCGACUUCUAUGUGCUGGGUGCACUUUAUGGGGAGUUGGAGACUACUUUGGCCAACUACACAAACAUUGCCCACACAAACAACUACGACGAAGACUUCAUUGAGUACUCAAAGUACAUGAAAGCACAGGUUGAACCUCAGCUCAUGUAUUUCAUGAACGACAGCACGGUUCCAUUCGAUCCCAAGGGCUUGGGCAAUCGAUAUUUCACAUGCACGCGUAGCUUGGGAGGCAUAAAUGGCACAGCGACCAGCUGUCCUGAUGAGGAUUCCUAUACAGUGGCCCAACUCCACAUCGUCUACUUCGAUCUCGUGGACCCAGAAGGCUUCUAUACAAGUCUAACUGAAAAUGCUGGCGUGGAACCAGACUGGGUAACACUCGAUGGUGGAUUUUUCCCGGGCAGCUCAACUGGGCCUUACUAUGGCAAAAGGCCUGAAUGCAGGUUGAAUCUGCAUUCUACAUACGAAUACUUAUGGUGGCAGGGAUUUCCCAUUCCUGCACAGGAAAUCAAUUUCACUGACCCUCGUGAAAUCAUGAGAAAGGCUUUGCCAAAUAUCCCCAACCUCCAACUAUCGAUCUCUCUCACUCAGCUUGCUAUCGCGUCCGGAAGCUUUCAAGGCGUGAUCGACGAUGUUGUUCAGACCACAUCUACUGCUGUCUUUGUGCUAAGUGAGCUAGUCGAUCGCAUCUACAAUGUUGUCUAUAUCGGUCGGAAGAUUGCCGCUGAAGAAAGGACAGAACGAAUCCUGAAGAUUAUUGGUGGUAUCUUUAUGAUUCUUCCUUUCCUUGGCCCGCUCUCAGGGCUUGGGGAUCUCAUCGAAGGCUUUGAUGCAUUACUUGCUUUGACGGGGACCAUUGUAGAUGAAGGUUCGGAUGUCUACAGUGUGAUCCAGAACCCUGAGAGUGCUCCGGUGGCAAUACUUGGUAUGCUAUUGGGCUUUGACGCUGGUUCUGAGGUUGGUGAGAUUAGUGAUGAAUCCUUGGCAGCCUUUAAAUACGAUACUCUGGCUGCAUCUCGGCGCAAGAUGGAAAGCACUGAGAUAAAGGCGUUUGGGAAAGUGUAUGAAGACAAGAUGAAUCAACUUGAUUCUAUCGUUAGCAAAUGCUUUUAA
Messenger RNA from Penicillium digitatum Pd1, 2412 nucleotides. The record is from RefSeq and is a predicted model, not a curated record. NCBI's taxonomy places the organism in Eukaryota, Fungi, Ascomycota, Eurotiomycetes, Eurotiales, Aspergillaceae.